AUGAUUAAAUUUUGUGUAAAGCUUGGUAAAACGGGCAAAGAGACUGACAAGGACACCUACGGUGAUGCUGUCAGGGAUAGAUUUUGUGUUUUAGAGUGGCACAAGCUGUUCCGAGAAGAUAGAGAAAAAGUGGAAGAUGACGAACGCUCCGGACGCGCUUCGAUCAGCAAGACCAACCAAAAUGUGUCGCGAGUGAAAGGUUCACUGAAUAUUGAUCGUAGGUUUAGUAUCAGAAUGAUUGCUGAUGAAUUGAGCAUUCCUCAAACCCAAGUUUUUGAGAUCGUGACAGAAAGCUCAGUCAUGAGGAAAGUGUGCGCGAAGUUAGUGCCCCGAGUGUUGUCAGAGGAGCAAAAGGCCAACCGGAAAGCGAUCUGUGAAUGA
Stegodyphus dumicola is the source of this 381-nucleotide messenger RNA. Its product is annotated as protein GVQW3 pseudogene. The record is from RefSeq and is a predicted model, not a curated record. Lineage: Eukaryota; Metazoa; Arthropoda; Arachnida; Araneae; Eresidae.